Funneliformis caledonium is the source of this 1155-nucleotide messenger RNA. NCBI's taxonomy places the organism in Eukaryota, Fungi, Glomeromycota, Glomeromycetes, Glomerales, Glomeraceae. The record is from the annotation of a GenBank genome assembly.
AUGUCCAAUAACUCAUCACGUCAUUAUCACUCAUCAUUUUCACCACAAGUAUAUAACCAUAAUUUUCAUGAUCCCGUUGAGAUUUCAAGAUUUAAUCUUCAGCUUAUUUCAUACAACGAUAAUAUGUCUUUCUCCUCUUAUGUUCCACAUAUUGUAACUUCCACACCUUCGCGACGUUCUUCACGUUAUUCUUUCGCUUCAAAUGACUAUAAUACGACGUCCACAACAAAUUCUCCCUCUUCCCCUGUGCAUUAUUCAUCAUCGAAUCUAACAUCCCCAUAUCCUUUCAAUACACCUUAUCCUGCUACCGGCAAUUUCAAUACCAACAUUCCUCCCACAUCAAUAUUCUCUUAUGAUCAAUUCGUGGUACCGCUUCCAUCCCCUACGACGACAACUGUUGGAGCUUACAGAAACCUCCUUCCUCCGAUCCCUCUGCAAAAUGUAACGAUACCACAACCUCAAUUUCCUAAAUUAUCGCAAUCUUUUGAUUACCUGUAUCAACAGGAACCACCUCCACAAAUUUCGCAACCCGUCGAACCUGUUGCACCUUUACCUAUUCCAUCUCGAUAUUCUCUUCGUUCUUGGUCAAGGAAUGAUAAAUGUUGUGCUAUCCUUCGUGUACCAAUCCUAAAGAGGUCUUUCGGCGCUUUUAAAUCCACCAAAAAUCUCGCAAAGGAAUUGGUAGCCGAAAUGGCGAUCGAAGAAUUGAUUAAAAAACAACCCGACGCCGUUUGCGCCGUUGCGAAAUCCAGCGAAAUUAUGGAUAAUUGUCGAGCUAAAAAUUUUAUUAGUAAUAUUAUAAAUGCUAUUGCUGAUGUGGUUGAAGAAGAUACAUCAAUGAUUACGUCCUUUACGACCACAAAUAAAGCACCGUUAUCAAUGACACCCCCUCCGACUUCCACUAUAGCAACUUCAAUUGAAUAUAACAUCAUUAGGGAAGAACCAAAUGAAGAUGAUGAUGUCACGUCAAGUGAUGAAGAAAGUUUGGAGGAUUCCACUGAACAAAGUAUUUCUGAUCACAUUUCUCUUAGUACACCAAAUACUUCCUCUUCUUCAAACGACGAAGAUUUGAAUGAAGAUGAUGAGAAUAACGAUAAAGAUAAUAGUAGUGAAGCAUCAGAUGAUACCAUUGGAACGCAAGAUGGAAUUCCAUGA